Molecule: messenger RNA, 4093 nt
Organism: Scatophagus argus
Lineage: Eukaryota; Metazoa; Chordata; Actinopteri; Scatophagidae
Gene: emilin3b
Product: EMILIN-3
Exons: 7
Coding region: 468-2942 (824 amino acids)
Cellular component (GO): extracellular matrix
Molecular function (GO): protein binding
Source: RefSeq, a predicted model, not a curated record
UGCAAAUACAGGCUGUCUGUCUGCCUGCCCCUUCAGAGGCAGCAGAGCAGCACGCCGCUUCUUGCACACACACCCUCACUCAUGCAGAGUGCAGAGGACGUGGAGGGUCGAGCCCAGCCAGCAGCACACCUUUGUGUUGUUUUCCUUGCCCCUCUUCCUCUCCCCUCCCUCUUCAGCCUCACUAGUUUUCCUUCUGCUCUGUCCUGUGUGCUCAGACUGUGGUAAGUGUGCGAACUGAAAGCAUACUGGGCGAGAUGCUGCUGAUGCUACAGCUGUUUGGGCUCCACUUCUCUUUCGGGGCCCACUGAGGAAGACAAGGCUGCACGUGAGCUGGGAACUUCAACACAACACUCUGAGAAACAGCCUACAGCUAUCAUUUUUUUAACCUUUUCCACAACAGCCAGUUGCAUUUUCAAGACUCUGGAAUUAAUUGAGCAUUUUAAGACUGAGAGAAAAAAAAAAUAACAAUGAGGACCAAGUUGUGUCACCUGGUUGCGCAGUUCUUUCUCUUAGGAGUGUUGCUCUGUGUGGCGGACAGUAAAGGAACUUUUUAUGGAGGUCAUGUCAAUCCUUUCUAUGGAAACAGAUACAAUCUGUACAAGGCUGGACUCAACCCUCACUAUUCACCAAACAAGCCCAUGACCCGUCACAAAAACCACUGUGCCUAUGUGGUCCAGAAGAACAUCACUUGCACCAUGCAGGAUGGGGUGGCCACAUAUGUGAAGGCUGAGUACACCACCAAGUGCAUCUGGGGUCAGAAGUGUCCUGUUGUCAUGUACAGGACAUUCUACAAGCCAAAGUAUAAGGUGGGUUAUAAGACAGUGACUGAGCUGGAGUGGAGAUGUUGUCCUGGCUACUCUGGAGAAAAUUGCUAUGAUGGACCUACGUCCCUGCCUGACGUCGUGAUGCCGCCUUUCAAGGGAGCAGGUUUGCCCCAUCGCCCAGGCGUGAAGGGCUUCCCCCAUGGCCCUAGACCCCCCGUGGACCAGAGGCCUGGAGGAGGCCAGCUGGAGCCCGGCAAACCCUUCCCCAGUGUGCCUGACCACAGAUCAAUACCCACAGGACAGCUGCCUGCUGGGGAUGGAAAGCCAAACUAUGGAAACAAAUUUGGGAUUUCAGGAGUUACUGGUGAACGUUUGGACCGCAUGGAAGAGGACCUGCGUCGCCUCACCCAGGGUCUGGACACUCUCAACGGGGUGGUGGUUGGCCUUGAAGAGCGACUGCGCACAUCUCUUCGGGAAGACACCAACAAAAUCCUGGUGUCCCUGCUACCCAACACUCCCCGUGUGCCUGACUCCACAGUGGGAUUUGGGGUAAUCCCAGAUGGGACUCCCGAUGGACUGGAAGGAAGAGAAAGCUUCACGGAUCUUGGAGACUUGGCAGGGAGGGUGACAGAAGUGAGAGAUGAACUGCGAGCCAAAACUCACAUCCUAGAGGAGAUCCAGGGGAUGGUCCUGGGACAUGAUGGUCAACUGAAGAAACUGCUGGAAGGACCUAGAGGAAAGCCCAUCCCUGGCCCCAGCUCCACUACUCAUCUUGACGAGAUCCUGGACGCCAGGCUGGCUGGAGUGCGGGCUGAGAUCCUGGAUGGCUUUGAGCGCCGUCUGACCAAUCUAGAGAAUCACUGUGACACAAAGAUUGGGGAAGUGCAGCAGCAGUGCCACAGAGAUCACAUUGAUGGUCAGGCACAAAUGCAGCAGUCUCUGGAUGGAAGAGAGACUGGGCUCAGAGAGGAGUUGGGUUCUUUGCAGGCUCAGAUCCAAGGCCUAACUCUCACUGAGAGCUGCUGUGGACAGGUGAACAGUUUGUCCCAGCGUGUGCUACUGCUGGAGGAGUCAGUUAAAGGUUUGACAGAAUCUCAGAGACAACUCCAGACUGCCCUUGCUGACCAGAGUAUACAUGUAGAGACACUGAUUGAGACCCGCCUGGUGGACAUAGAAGGACGCCUUAAUGCCACAGAGGGUGGAUCUGAUGCUGUAGCCGGCCUCCCUGGUGGUCUGGAUGGCUUCAAGACCAUGCUAGAGGACAAACUGAGGACCCUGGAAGAGAGAGUGUUUGUGGCUGUUGAGGAGCUGAGUAAUGCCACAGCUCCGGCACUCCUGGAGGGUCAGGUGGUCCCUGCACUGGAGACAGAGAUUGAGUCUUUGAGGAGGAGAGUGGAGGGAGACCUGGGUGGCAUUCAGAAACAGUUAAUAGAUCUGGAGCUCCUCUGCACAUCUUCCUGCUCACCCUCCACCCCACCAGCAGGGGGUGUCAGUGUCACUGAAGUUGAAGAAGAGUGUGAGGGGAUGGAGAAAAAGAUCACUGAUAGGUUGGACUCCCAUUCAAACCAGCUAUAUCGCCUAAACAACACCUUGCAAAACUUGCUCUUCCGUAUUGCCCAGGAGGACUCUGACAGCAAUGUCCAGGGAGAGAUCACUCUCCUGAAGGUCAACAUUAACUCAGUGAACCGCACUCUGAAGGGCCUAAAGGACUCUCUUAGCUUCAUUGCAAGUGAAGUGGGCCAUGCUAACAACACCUGGGAGCAGAGAGAGCACCAGCUAAUCAACCAGGUUCAAGGAAUCACAAAACUAGUGGGCCACCAAGCUUCCCUCCUGGGGGCUGGGGAGAGGCGGCUGGCCCAGCUGAAGGGAGAGCUAGUGGCUUUGAAAAAACGGCUGUCUGGGGAACUGCAGGGUUGCCGGAGCACAGCAAUAGAAGUACAGAAGGAGGUGAAGGACGUUGAUAGCAGGGUGAGCAGGGUAGAGGGCCAGUGCGGCGGUCUGGGGGAGUUGGCAGAGCACUUGGAGAGGAUCAGGGCAGAGCUUGAGAGACACUCAGACUCCUAUCUGGCCCAGGUGAAUGGCACCUUGGCCAUCCAUUCAGAACAGCUAGCUGAGCUUAAAGGGGAGGUCAAAAACUGUGCAGCCAAGGAAGGUGCUCAUCCAAAUGGAGACCACUAGCAUUUCAGCUACAGAUUUGGUUUUUUUUUUAAGAGACUUAUGUGCGCUUCCCAUUAGGCUCAAGUGACUUCUUCUGCUUCUCUUCCGUUUCAGACCCUAUUUUUACAGAUGACCAUGACUAAACAAAUGAAAGUAUUUCUCGUAAGCCACCCACCUCCAUUUCUCGAAAUACGCUGACCUGAGCAUUUAGUUCAGUGAAAUAAGGAAGUUACAGAAGACACACCUAUGGUUGCAUAACUGGGCAAUAUUUUCCCUUGAGAUUUUAUUCCAUAGGGCAUUUUAUUUCCUCUGAUCGUGAUUGUUUUGUUUUCUCAUUUUGCUUUUUUAACUUAUAUGAAGUGACUGCAUUUUUAUGAUGUUAAACUGUUUAUAUUAGAGAAAUGAUAACAAAACCAAGUGGUUGAUAUGGGACUAUUACGCUGCUACGGGUUUCUAAUGACAAGCACACUUGACAUCCUCUGUGUGGACACUUGUCUGGUUUCGACAAAAAAUACUGUACGUCAUCUUGGUGCUAUUUACGUUUUCGUAAGCUCUUGUUUUACACAAAAAUUAUGUAUGUGUCUGCUUUGACAGUUGUUUUUGAUUCAUGAUGCAUUGCUCCAAGUUUCAGAGAAGCUCCAAAAACUCACCAUCGGGGGACAGUGACAACGCAUAACAUGGUCUGGUAGACGGAAAGAAAUAAAGUCUCAAACGCUUCAGGAUGGCAGUGUUUUUUAGACACAAUUUUGGCAAUGUAGACCUUUUUUUGAAAGUACAGUAGACAAUACUGAAUAGAGGUAGGUGAUUAUUCUCAUUGCCAGGUCAGCAAAUACCAGUAUCAAUCAAUCAAUCAAUCAAUCAAUCAAUCAAUCAAUCAAUCAAUCAAUCAAUCAACUAUCUUCCAUAAUUGCAUACUACACCUUUAAUCUGGGUAGCUAUGCUCUGGAAAUAACAAUUGGCUGCAUUCAAUGCAGUACAACUUCAUUUGUCCCUGUAAGGGGAACUGUAUGCAGCAGCUCUCCAGUGGAGUUAAUAUGAGGUUUAUAAUGGAGUUAUUAUUGCCUGAUGGUUUGCAGGCUGUAAUUUCUUUGUGUUUUUAAGGACAAUAAUAAACUGUCUGUCCAUUUAUUGUGUGUUAACAAAUCUGAACAAUAAAUAUGAGAAAAAAGAAA